Messenger RNA from Triticum urartu, 1738 nucleotides. Lineage: Eukaryota; Viridiplantae; Streptophyta; Magnoliopsida; Poales; Poaceae. The record is from RefSeq and is a predicted model, not a curated record.
AUGUUGAAUUCAAAGGUUUAUUUCUUUCUAUAGUAUAAGAAAAACAAUUUAUUUCUAUUUCUAUAGUAUAAGAAAAACAAAUAGUAUAAGAAAAACAAAUCGAAUCAAAUUCAUGGAUUUACCACGACCUCGGUUGUGACUGUGACUCCAUAGAUAAAAAUGGGAAAUUUCUCUCUUCGAGACCAUUGAAAAAGGGCAUUGAACGAGAAAGAAAUCGUCCACAUAUAAUAAAACUAUCAUAUGCCUUGGAAAGUGAUAUGAGGUGCUCGGAAAUGGUUGAAGUAAUUGAAUAGGAGGAUCACUAUGACUAUAGCCCUUGGUAGAAUUCCUAAAGAAGAAAAUGAUCUAUUUGAUACUAUGGAUGACUGGUUACGAAGGGACCGUUUCGUUUUUGUAGGAUGGUCUGGCCUAUUGCUCUUUCCUUGUGCUUAUUUCGCUUUAGGGGGUUGGUUUACAGGGACAACUUUUGUAACUUCUUGGUAUACCCAUGGAUUGGCUAGUUCCUAUUUGGAAGGUUGUAAUUUCUUAACCGCAGCAGUUUCUACCCCUGCCAAUAGUUUAGCACACUCUUUGUUGCUACUAUGGGGGCCCGAAGCACAAGGAGAUUUUACUCGUUGGUGUCAAUUAGGCGGUCUAUGGACUUUUGUAGCUCUCCACGGGGCUUUUGCACUAAUAGGUUUCAUGUUACGCCAAUUUGAACUUGCUCGGUCUGUUCAAUUGCGGCCUUAUAAUGCAAUCUCAUUCUCUGGUCCAAUUGCUGUUUUUGUUUCUGUAUUCCUUAUUUAUCCACUGGGGCAAUCUGGUUGGUUCUUUGCGCCGAGUUUUGGCGUAGCAGCGAUAUUUCGAUUCAUCCUUUUCUUCCAAGGAUUUCAUAAUUGGACGUUGAACCCAUUUCAUAUGAUGGGAGUUGCCGGAGUAUUAGGUGCGGCUCUGCUAUGCGCUAUUCAUGGAGCGACCGUAGAAAACACUCUAUUUGAGGACGGUGAUGGUGCAAAUACCUUCCGUGCUUUUAACCCAACUCAAGCUGAAGAAACUUAUUCAAUGGUCACUGCUAACCGCUUUUGGUCCCAAAUCUUUGGUGUUGCUUUUUCCAAUAAACGUUGGUUACAUUUCUUUAUGCUAUUUGUACCCGUCACCGGUUUAUGGAUGAGUGCUAUUGGCGUAGUUGGCUUGGCUCUGAACUUACGUGCCUAUGACUUUGUUUCCCAGGAAAUCCGUGCAGCGGAAGAUCCUGAAUUUGAGACUUUCUACACCAAAAAUAUUCUUUUAAACGAGGGUAUUCGUGCGUGGAUGGCAGCUCAGGAUCAGCCUCAUGAAAAUCUUAUAUUCCCUGAGGAGGUUCUACCACGUGGAAACGCUCUUUAAUGGAACUUUCGUUUUAGCUGGUCGUGACCAAGAAACCACCGGCUUUGCUUGGUGGGCUGGGAAUGCCAGACUUAUCAAUUUGUCCGGUAAACUGCUUGGAGCUCAUGUAGCUCAUGCCGGAUUAAUCGUAUUCUGGGCCGGAGCAAUGAACCUAUUUGAAGUGGCCCAUUUCGUACCAGAAAAGCCCAUGUAUGAACAAGGGUUGAUUUUACUUCCACACUUAGCUACUCUAGGUUGGGGAGUAGGGCCAGGGGGGGAAGUUCUAGAUACUUUUCCGUACUUUGUAUCUGGCGUACUUCACCUAAUUUCCUCCGCAGUCUUAGGCUUCGGUGGCAUUUAUCACGCGCUUCUGGGACCCGAGACUCUUGAGGAA